Messenger RNA from Fulmarus glacialis (Northern fulmar), 472 nucleotides. RefSeq names its product ribosomal protein L12 (gene RPL12). Gene Ontology annotation, cellular component: cytosolic large ribosomal subunit; ribosome. Gene Ontology annotation, molecular function: structural constituent of ribosome; large ribosomal subunit rRNA binding. The record is from RefSeq and is a predicted model, not a curated record. Gene Ontology annotation, biological process: translation. The annotation marks the transcript as partial. Lineage: Eukaryota; Metazoa; Chordata; Aves; Procellariiformes; Procellariidae. The transcript is spliced from 5 exons.
UCUCCCAAAAAAGUUGGUGAUGACAUCGCCAAGGCCACGGGGGACUGGAAGGGGCUGAGGAUCACGGUGAAGCUCACCAUCCAGAACAGGCAAGCUCAGAUUGAGGUUGUUCCUUCUGCCUCUGCUCUGAUUAUCAAAGCUCUAAAGGAGCCUCCUCGUGACAGAAAGAAGCAGAAAAACAUUAAGCACAGUGGCAGUGUCAGCUUUGACGAGAUAGUGAACAUUGCGCGGCAGAUGCGGCACAGAUCCCUGGCUCGAGAGCUCUCGGGGACGAUCAAGGAGAUUCUUGGAACUGCCCAGUCUGUGGGCUGCAGCAUCGAUGGCAGGCACCCACAUGAUAUCAUUGAUGACAUUAAUAACGGUGCAAUUGAGUGCCCAGCUAGCUAAGACUGCAGAAAAGAAGUUGCCAUAUGAAGGCUCCUUAAGUUUUUUGUAGCACCUUAAAUACUCAAUAAAAGACCCAGUUGUCUGC